Messenger RNA from Lingula anatina, 789 nucleotides. RefSeq names its product BTB/POZ domain-containing protein 6-like. The record is from RefSeq and is a predicted model, not a curated record. NCBI's taxonomy places the organism in Eukaryota, Metazoa, Brachiopoda, Lingulata, Lingulida, Lingulidae. Gene Ontology annotation, biological process: neurogenesis. Gene Ontology annotation, cellular component: cytosol. Gene Ontology annotation, molecular function: protein binding.
AUGGGGGCAGUGGAAGACAGCAAAGCUCGUACAUAUCCAGACUGGCAGUCUAAGAAAACACUGGCAGAGACCAACAGGUAUAUGUUGGAGAACGAAGUUGCUACAGAUGUCCGUUUUAUCGUAGGAAAGGAGAUGGAACGUAUCCCCGCGCACAGAUACAUGCUUGUAAGCCGCAGUUCGGUAUUCUACGCCAUGUUUUAUGGUGUCCUGGCGGAAAAGAACGAAGUCGUGAUUCCGGACAUCGCUCCUGACGUGUUUCGGAUGUUACUAAGAUUUUUAUACUUGGAGGAGGUCAAUAUCACCCCGAACAACGUUUUAGAAAUCCGGUAUGCUGCGCUGAAGUACCUUGUUCCUGCGCUGGCCGAACGAUGCAGAGAGUUCCUAGUGGAAAACUUGGAUGUCGAGAACGUCUUCACGGUCCUAAACCACGCCGUGGACAUCCUUGACCUUGACCUAACCGACCAAUGCCUGGCGUUCAUAGCGCCAUCCGUCGAAGACGUUUUGAACGGUGAAAACUUUUUAACAAUCUCACGCAGCGCUCUUGCGGUCCUUCUAAACUGUGACGCGCUCUGUAGCGGCGAGGAUGUCCUAAUCCAAGCGUGCGAGAGGUGGGCGAACUUUGUAUGUAAGGAAAGAGGCAUCGCAUACCCAACUGGGCAGCAACAAAGAGAGGCACUAGGGGAAUGUUUCCGCCUUAUCCGCAAUACGUAUUCUAAACAACAGACACUAGGAGUCGCUACGAACCCCCUGUAUACACAGUGUAUUGACCAUACAAGAAAUAGGCCCUGA